Messenger RNA from Ahaetulla prasina, 2008 nucleotides. It is a transcript of the gene RSPO4, whose product is annotated as R-spondin 4. Lineage: Eukaryota; Metazoa; Chordata; Lepidosauria; Squamata; Colubridae. The coding region runs from base 30 to 713 and encodes 227 amino acids. The transcript has 5 exons. The record is from RefSeq and is a predicted model, not a curated record.
CUGGCCCAGCCUUUUGUCCUGUAGAUAAGAUGGCCCAGUCUUUCUGGAGCUAUUACCAAGGUGGGAACUGCUAUCCAAGAACAUGUUUCUCCCAUUCUAAUCCAGGAGUGAGUCCUGCCAUGUUUGAGAACUGCACCGGUUGUGUUAUGUGCUCCGAAGACAACGGCUGUGUCUCCUGCCAGCAGCGCCUCUUCCUCCUCAUCUGGAGGGAUGGGAUCCGGCAGUACGGGGCCUGUGUCCACGCCUGCCCACUGGGCUACUACGGGCAGCGAAACCUGGAAGUCAACCGAUGCAUGAAAUGCCGGUCGCCCAACUGCGAGAGCUGUUUCAGCAAAGACUUUUGCAUGAAAUGCCAAGAGCGCUCCUACCUGCACAAGGGGAGAUGCUUAAACACCUGUCCCCCCAACACCAUGGCCUGGCACAGCACCCGGGAAUGCCAAGAAAACUGCGAGGCAGCCCCCUGGAGCAAUUGGAGCCCCUGCACCAACCAAGGGCGGAUGUGUGGGCGCAAGUGGGGCUCAGAGAUCCGAGUUCGGGAGACCCUCCGGAGCGGGAAGGAUGAGGCAGCCCUUUGUCCAGUGCUGUCCGAGUCCCGGAAUUGUCGGCUGAAGAGACAUUGUCCUGGAGAGAAGAAUGAAAACAUGAGGAGGAACAAGAAGGAAAGGCAGGAGAGGAGGAGGAAGAAAAAAAUAGAUGCCUUCAAGGUCACUUAAUGAACUUCAGACCGAGGGGGUUUGCCCUGGAGGUGGUCAUCAACACCCAAUGAAGUCCAUCAAGGAGCUCCAUCACUGGCCAAAUAAAAAAAAAAUUAGGAUGGUUUCUAUCUCUUUCUUUCUGCCUUUCAAGGUCCCUGCUCUUCAGUUCCUGGAUUCUCCUCUGAGCUUCUCCACCAUGAAGGUUCAUGGUGCCUCUUGACCUUCUCUCCAGCGUGGUUGGACAACAGAAGGUGGAAGAUAGAUCCCAUGCACCAUCUUUCCAUAUCGGUGUCUGAAGCAUCAUCUCCCUACCUUUCAGGAUCCAUCCACCUCUCCGUCUCAGCACCUUUGACUUUAUGAAAACCAGAACAUCGCCACCCUAGGAACCACCAAGGAACCCAAAUAAAGAAGGGACUAACUCUUGCUCUUUGACCUGCUAUGGAAGAGGGGAAUGAUGGACCAUCCAGAAGAGCUGAAGACCACACAGAGAGUCCUAUCUAAAAGACCCCGAGAGAUGGAGAUCUGGUGGGAAGGCAAGAUCUCAUCUAGCUUUCUCCUGGUUCUUCCUCCACCUCCCCUUAGAAGUGUUUUCCUGAAAACCCUUUCUCAGUGUUAUUCAUUCUAGAAACAGAAUCGAUUGUCCAACGAACAUGAGUUUAAGAGAAAGGAAGAAUCAAAAUGGGAUUUAGAUGUUGUCCCCAUAUUUUUCCUCACUCAAGAGGUUGAGACGAUUGGGGUCAUGGGCAACCAACCUAUCUAUGCUUCUCCACGGAGAAGACAGACCAUGUUUUCUUCCCAAGAUAGAAGCGAAGCAAACUUUGGCACUGUCUCUAGAGGCAAACUAGACCUCUUGACCGUGGGGAAAAUUUUCAGAAAUUGGUUCGCUGUUGGACAAAACUGACUACUGGGGAUCGGAACGGACUUAUUUUAAUUGAGAAAUUCAUGGGAUCACUUUAGAAAAAAAACGAGCCAGGAUUUAAUGCUUCCAACAGACAGGCCUACGGUGUCCUAUCAGCUCCAGAAAAUAAACAGAAACUUUCAUUGUCUAAGAACCUCCCAGCGACAACUUUCCGACGUCAACCGGACCAUCGGCCAAUCCUUGUAGGCCGAACGAGUUGAUCCUUUCUGCUUUCUGGAUGCGUUGUCUUCCCAUCGCCAGAUCUCGUCCGUGCUUCCUCCAGCAAAAGUUGAAAUUGGCCACAGUGAGGAUGGGACACCUUGAUCCAACCUUAAAAUGGAGAAUGACACACUUGGAGCGACCUAGAACAGGGGUCUCCAACCUUGGCAACUUUAAGACUUGUGGACUUCAACUC